This is a messenger RNA of Vicia faba (fava bean), 1221 nucleotides long. The record is from the annotation of a GenBank genome assembly. NCBI's taxonomy places the organism in Eukaryota, Viridiplantae, Streptophyta, Magnoliopsida, Fabales, Fabaceae.
AUGUCCCUCUUCAAACACAUCACCCGCCAAAACUCAUCCACCGCGCUCUUCCUUACGCGCCACCUCUCCUCCGCCGCCACCGCCACCGCAUCCAAACUCCACGAACGUUACACUUUCGAACCACCACCUUCCCUCUCAUCCUCUUCUCAAAACCCCAAUGAACCACCAACUAAACCCCACAGAAAAAAAACCAAACCCAGAUACCAACCGCCGUCAUCCCUCGAUCGAACCGGUAAAAAACCGAUUCGUUCGAGCCUACCUUUCGAUUUCCGGUUCAGUUACACGGAGAGCAGCCAAACGGUGAGGCCAAUCGGACUUCGAGAACCGAAAUACUCUCCGUUUGGACCGGACCGGAUCGACCGGCCGUGGACCGGGGUUUGCGCACCGGCGGUGGAUCCAAAGGUGAAGGAGUUAGAUGGAGAUGAAGACCCGAAGUUGGAAGAGGAGAGGAAGAAGAAGAGAGAGUAUGUUCAAGGGGAUUCCCUUACCAAUGCUGAAAGGAAAGCCCUAGUUUUGCAAUGUGAAAGAGGGAAAACUAAGCGCCAAGUUAAUAUGGGGCGGGAUGGUUUAACUCACAACAUGUUGAUUGAAAUUCAUAACCAUUGGAAAUAUACGGAAGCUGUUAGGAUCAAAUGCAUGGGUGUUCCUACUGUCGAUAUGAAAAAUAUUUGCGCGCAGCUUGAGGACAAGACAUUUGGAAAGGUCAUUUUCAGACACGGAGGUACACUUAUAUUAUACAGAGGUAGGAAUUAUAAUCCGAGAAAGAGGCCUGUAAUUCCUAUCAUGUUGUGGAAACCUCAUGAGCCUGUAUAUCCGAGAUUGAUUAAGACAGCAAUUGACGGCUUAAGUAUUGAGGAAACAAAAGCAAUGAGGAAGAGAGGAUUGGCUGUUCCCGCUUUAACAAAACUUGCAAAAAAUGGCUAUUAUGCCCAUUUGGUAUCCAUGGUCAGAGAUGCUUUCCUCGCGUGUGAAUUGGUUCGGAUAGACUGCCAGGGUCUCGAGAGGAGUGAUUACAAGAAAAUAGGCUGCAAACUUAGGGACCUAGUCCCUUGCAUUCUGGUGACUUUUGAUAAAGAACAGAUUGUCAUUUGGAGGGGGAAGGAUUAUAAGCACUUGAAGGAUGAAUACUUUCUUAAGGAUCGAGAAUCAUUUGAAGAUGGUGAUGGUGGCGGUGACUUGCUCACGGAUGAGGAUGAAGAGCUUAAUGACACUAACUUAUGA